Molecule: messenger RNA, 534 nt
Organism: Botrytis byssoidea
Lineage: Eukaryota; Fungi; Ascomycota; Leotiomycetes; Helotiales; Sclerotiniaceae
Exons: 1
Coding region: 1-534 (177 amino acids)
Source: RefSeq, a predicted model, not a curated record
AUGACACUUGUUAACCCUUGCCCCGCAACCCAUCCACCUUCCAACGAACCUUCCCCUCACCGUGGUCGUAAACGUCGCCGCUCUUCUGCUGCUUCUCCACCACCCAUAACAACCAGUACAUCCACGAAUUUUCGAGGUCGAGUUCGUCAUCGAUCACCUCAGACAUCUCACUUGACAACAUCCUCACCAUUGCCAUUAUCCUCACCCCUCAACCCCAAAUCAACAAACGCAAAUGCAACCAUGACAUCCCCUACAGCCACAGCCCAUAGAAUCAAAUACCAAAAGACUCACGCUACAGCAACGACAAAAACUCCCUCCCCAUCAUCAUCUCUCCUUCUUUGCUCUCCGCGCUCAAAGACCCGGAGAGGUCAAUCACCCUCCCGCUCUCGUAGCAAGGGUCAUUCGGCCGAUAAGGAGAUUCCAAGGAGAAGACAGAGAACAAGAAGUAGGAGUCGAUCUCACAGGGUUGCGAUAGACGAAAAGGAGAGCAGUAAGGGAAAAAUGAAAGCUUUAUCCGGGACAGAAAGAGCUUGA